GGAACAUUAAGCGAAUGACUUUGAAACGUCAAAAAGCUUCAACCUCCUUGACAGCUCGCUCUGGAAAUAACCAUUGGAUGAACUGUCUCACGGCGACCCCGCGAUGCUUGACUGUUCCUCAGCCAUUACCCACUUCCUGCUCUGCAUUGGCCACCGUCAUCUUGCACUUCACGAUGUUUUCCCGUUGGCAAUGGAAGGUAAGAAGGGGAUGCCAGGGGCUCCUCCUCUCGCACCAGAGCUUGUCUCUCUACUUCAAGUGACUCGUUGACUGCUUCCCAUCAAUCAACAGGUUCAUUCAGGGUCAGUUGGUUGCUCUAACGCUCGCUACAAUACAAUCUUAGAACACGACUCACUCUUUGUCCUGUUUCUUACAGUCACUCCUUUGUUCACCACCAAAAUUUCCAUUCUCAAACAAGCAAGCAAACUAUUCUUAAUACGUCCUCGUAAUACACCAGUACUGCCUGUUCAUUCAGCAGAGGAGGAAUAAUAGAUCCAUUGUCAUUGACACAUACAAAUAUCUCGACACAUUCCUACUUCACUCCCACAUCCAAACACAACAACACCAAAAAGGUGCAGAUCGGUCGCCAUUCCACUUCGGAAAAGACCAUCCUCAUCCACUACCCACCCAAGCAAAGGAAAAUCACCAAAAAUGCUUCUCUUCAAAGUGGCCAUGCUUGCGAGCAUUGCCUGUGCCUCGGUCUUGCCCAGAUCUUAUACAAACCUCACACCUCGAGCUGGACAAGCAGUGGACCAGCUCCUCCAGAUCGCCCCGACAUCCAACACAUGCGCCGGUGCGACUGCUCCUGAUGAGUGUGCAACGAAUGUUCAAGCCGCACCCUUCCUUAUCGCUGCCAUGUCGAAGUACGAGAUCUUCUCGGUUCCCGAAAUCGCUGCCGUUCUCUCGGUCAUCGCCUUUGAGAGCGGAAACUUCAAGUUUAACACCAAUCAUUUCCCUGGGCGUCCGGGGCAAGGCACACGGGCUAUGUUCAUGCCUAACUUUGUUCUACUCUACGCACGGUCGAUACCUGAGUUGGCCGACAAAUUGAAUGCCAUAACCACAGCGAGCACUGUUGAUGGACUGAGUGACGAUAAGCUCAAUGCCAUCCGGGCGCUCGUGCUGCCCGAUCAGUAUAGCUGGGCGAGCGCUGCGUGGUUCCUCACAACACAAUGCGCAUCCAUACGUCCAGCUCUACAGACAGGUAGUCAAGCAGGAUUCGAGGCUUACAUGGGUUGUCUAGGAGUUACUGCCACUGAUGAUAGACUUGCUUCGUGGAAGCUUGCUACUUCUGCCUUUAUUUGAAGGGAAGAACGCCUGCGGCACUUUUUGCUGGCUAAGGCCGCAAGUUGGUGUGUUCUUGUAGUGAAAUGCAAUUAUUGGAAU
Molecule: messenger RNA, 1381 nt
Organism: Cadophora gregata
Lineage: Eukaryota; Fungi; Ascomycota; Leotiomycetes; Helotiales; Ploettnerulaceae
Exons: 1
Coding region: 650-1300 (216 amino acids)
Source: RefSeq, a predicted model, not a curated record